CUUCGAUCCCUACGUUCACUAUCGUCUACACCGGGGCCGUUAGCGCGAUGUCUGGAAAAGGCCAUCAGCCAUCCGCCUCUCGGCGUCAGAAAGGGAAGUUUCCCGCCUACCAACUCUUUUCCCGUGCUCCGCAGUCGUCACACGCAUUAGGGCCUGUACCUGAAAUUCAGAUCGACGGUCCCUCAGGAACCCAGAGCCUCGGUGAUAUCCGGAGCAGUGGACAUGAUGGGUCAAUAGGGUCUCACCCCGAGCGAUCUCUUGCGAUCGUACCAACUGCGGCGUCUUCCCGCAGCCUUGGUGGCUCGGAGACAUCGCCACUCCGCCGUACAAUCAAGUGGUUUGGGAAAUGGUCAAGUUCCAAUCGCCGCAGGCCAACUCUCUCCCAUCCAGGACUAUCUGUGGCAAAUACACGUCUUCAUCCAGCUCCUGACACCUCGUGGCUGUCUCAUCUCUGCCCUGAACAGAAUGUUGGUAACCCUCCGUCAACGCCCAGCAUCCCGACUACAAUCGACACCAUUCCGAGUCUUCACUCACAGCUGGAAAGCAUCGGAUCGGACCCAGAGGUGUUAGGGCCAACGGGCCCACCGCCUGCCCUAGCUGGCGAUAGAAAGAAACCGAUUAUUAUUGGCACCACGAAGCUCCUUCUACAGGCUGCUACGUUUGCUCUCAAGGCCUCUCCCAUUCCGCUUCUGGGAGAGAUUCCAAAUUUGCUCCUGUCGUUUCUCCAAGUUUACGAGGUUUGAGC
This is a messenger RNA of Cantharellus anzutake, 745 nucleotides long. RefSeq lists its product as uncharacterized. The transcript has a single exon. The record is from RefSeq and is a predicted model, not a curated record. Lineage: Eukaryota; Fungi; Basidiomycota; Agaricomycetes; Cantharellales; Hydnaceae. The coding region runs from base 48 to 743 and encodes 231 amino acids.